This is a messenger RNA of Cyprinodon variegatus (sheepshead minnow), 3332 nucleotides long. It is a transcript of the gene tbc1d30, whose product is annotated as TBC1 domain family member 30. The record is from RefSeq and is a predicted model, not a curated record. NCBI's taxonomy places the organism in Eukaryota, Metazoa, Chordata, Actinopteri, Cyprinodontiformes, Cyprinodontidae. The transcript has 16 exons. The coding region runs from base 173 to 3076 and encodes 967 amino acids. Gene Ontology annotation, cellular component: endoplasmic reticulum.
AUUCCAGUCCGGAACAUUUAAGAAGGAAGCAGGCGCGUUUGGACCGGGUCACACCUCUGUGAAGGGAUCAGUGGAGUCUUCCAGGAACAGUCGGAGAAACUGCACUACCGCUCCAGACGUCAGCUCCUGGAUCAAAAAGCUCCGAACCAGAACCGGUUCAGAGGCCGGAAACAUGGCAUCGAGUCCGGGGCCGGAAAGAAAGGAACUUUUGGAAGUUACCAUAUGUGACCGUGGAGUGGGCGGCGUGGACUUUCACUCCACGGACGAUUCCUACGGGUUCGAGCAGUGGACGAACAAAGACACAUCAUCGCCAUCAGAGCAGGGGGUCUGCGGGGACACCGCCCCCCGCAGCAGGACCUCCAUCGUGGACUGCCUGCUGGUGGAGCUCUACGACACGAGGACCGCGGACAGCUGGGACAGCUCCACGGAGGCGUCCGGUUCCGAUGCCUUCCUGGGCCGGAGUAACUCCGGAUCCGGCUUCCUGCAGGAGCUGCAGGAGAGACACACCAGGAGGCUCCAGAUGAAGUACCUGGCCCAGAAAGACCUGCAGGAGCUGCGCUCCAUCAUCCAGGAGGUGAAGUACCGCUCUGGGCUGCAGUCCACCAAGCUCAUCCGGCAGCUGAAGAGGCGCGACCGACUUUACAACAAACGGCAGAAGAACUAUGACAUCAUCACGGCCUGCCUUCAGGCUGUCUCUCAGAAGCGACGUAAGACUCCAAAAGAUUUAUUAACAUUUACAUUAAAUCAACCACUAGGUCGGGCGGGGUUUGAGGGCUGGUAUGACGCUCUGAAAUCUGUGGCCCGGCUUCCCACUGGGAUACCUAAAGAAUGGAGGAAGAAGGUUUGGCUAACGCUAGCAGACCACUACCUCCACAGCAUCUCCAUCGACUGGGAGAAAACUCUUCGUUUCGCCUUCAAUGAGCGCAGCAACCCGGACGACGAUUCCCUGGGCAUCCAGAUCGUCAAGGACCUGCACAGGACAGGCUGCAGUUCUUACUGUGGCCAGGAGGGGGAGCAGGACCGGGUGGUGCUGAAGCGGGUUCUGCUGGCCUACGCCCGCUGGAACAAGAGUGUUGGUUACUGUCAAGGGUUCAAUGUUCUGGCUGCUCUGAUCCUGGAGGUGACAGAAGGUGAUGAGAGUGAUGCGCUGAAGGUGAUGAUUUACCUCAUCGACAAGGUUCUGCCUGAAAGCUACUUUGCCAACAACCUGCGGGCUCUAUCAGUGGACAUGGCGGUGUUCAGGGAUCUGCUGCGGGUCAAGCUGCCCAUGCUGUCUCAGCACCUUCAGCACCUGCAGAGAGCUGCUAACAGGGAGGCUGGAGGAAGCUACGAGCCUCCGCUCACCAACGUCUUCACCAUGCAGUGGUUUCUCACCAUGUUCGCCACCUGCCUUCCGGCGCCAACCGUCCUCAAGAUCUGGGACUCGGUUUUCUUUGAGGGAUCGGAGGUUCUGUUCCGAGUGGCCCUGGCUAUCUGGGACCGACUGGGAGAGAGAAUUGAGGAGUGCCAGUCAGCAGAUGAGUUCUACAGCACCAUGGGCUGCUUGACGCAGGAGAUGCUGGAGGAGAACCUCAUCGACCCAACUGAGCUCAUGCAGGAGGUUUACUCCAUGGCCGUGUUCCCGUUCCCCCAGCUGGCCGAGCUCAGGGAGAAGUACACCUACAACAUCACUCCUUUCCCGACCUCGGUGAAGUCCAACGGGAGCGGUCCUGGCGGCUGGGACAGCGAGGACGAUGUUGACGUCGAUGACGAAGACUCUGUGACAGCGGCGCUCGGCUGUCUGGGGCCACUGGGCGGACUUUUGGCCCCUGAGCUGCAGAGAUACCAGAAACAUCUCAGAGACCAGCGAGUCGAACAGGAGAGCUUUGCUGAGGUGAGCCCAGGAGCAGUGGGAGGAAGUGCUAAAGCGGAGCAUCAAGCGGCCAUCAACAGCAUGAUGAUGGAGAGGAUGAGCACGGACAUCACUGCACUGAAGAAGCAGUACACUCGGAUUAAGAGGCGGCAGCAGCAACAGGCUAUGCAAUUCUACAUCCGCACAGGACCUGGACCUGAGGUGGCCACAGACCCAGAGGUUCUUCAGGACGGUUCCCUCAAACGCAUCGGCAGUGCUGAGCCCAACAGUGAUGGCAAGUGUCCCGCCACACGUGUUCUGGCCUCCCAGCUCAACCAGUCCAGCUCCGUCAUCAACCAUCUGCUGCUGGACCGGAAACAGGCCGGUCCUUCCAGAACUUGCAGGCCCGUCUCUGCCGGUACUCCGCCCCUAACGGGCUCUCCGUCCAGGCGCUGCUGUUCGUCGCUGCUCUCCCGCAGCAGCAGAUCUCCAGGGAGCUCCAGAGGUUCUCCUUGGCGGGCCCACGUCCGGCAGCAUCGGAAAAACAUGGUCCGGGCCCGGGCUCAGCUCGGGUUUGGAGAUUCUGAGGAAAGGGAGGAUGAAGAGGGAGGGGGUUUGGUCCGGAGCAGGGAGGAUGAGGAGGAGGCUCCACCUCCUGCUGGAUGUGAAGCGGCUCCUCAGCCUGCAGAGGAGACAGAGGAGGUAAAGGUGGAGGAGGUGGUGGUGCAGCUGGAUUCCCUGGACCUGGAAAUGGGUACCGGGACCGACCCAGAACAGGAACCAGAAAGUAACGAGAGUAAACCUGCAGCCCUGACCCCUCCUUCUCCUCCUCCCUCCUCAAACGGACAUUUGGACUCUGGUUCUGAAGCCCACUGUGCUCCAGCUUCACCUCCUCGUCCUCCAAGCUCCCCCCACAGCCUUCCUCCUGCACAACCUUCAUCCUCCUCAUCCUCUUCUCCACCUGCUCCGACCGCUCAUGGUCCACCUUCCCCUCCUUCCUCGUUGACCUUCAUUCCUGCACCAGGCUCUGCAUCCCGCCUCCCAUCAUCUUCAUCACCCCCUCCUCCCGUUUCUUCGCAGCACAUCUUCUCCCCCUUUCCUUCAAUAAAGCAGCCUAGGAAGUCUGUGGCAGCCAGGAACCUGGGCCUUUAUGGACCCACAUCCAGAACUCCCACGGUCCAUUUCCCUCAACUGAGCCGCAACAUGAACCGGAGCAGCGCCGUGGGUGCGGCAGGCAGGCGGUGAGGAGCGGCGCCUCAGAGAGGAGACAGGACCUCGGCGGGUCAGAAGCCCUUUAGCUGCUAAUCUGAACUCCACAGCCGUUUCUGUGCUUUAGCUGAGCAGGAUGGAUGAAGAUCCUCCUGAUACGAUGUCCUCCAGAACUUUGUAACCCAGUGAAAUGAUUCUGUCCUCUGGUUCUGAUCCAGUAACCCAGAAUGUACCGUCUGGAUCAAUAAUGAAAGUAUGAUUGGGAACACUGACCUGCUGUCGACUGUUUUUU